AGCACUGCUGAGGUGUACUGAAAUGCCAGAAAGAAAGGGCAAAAAACGUCCCUGCUCCCAAGGAGCUUAUAUUAUAAUUAAAUGUAAAAAGUUUUUAAAGGGUGAGAAAUUAGAAAGGUGAACUUGAAAAAACUUUCCUUUUUGUACUGAAUUCUUUACCUGUAAAAGGAUUUGUAACAGGGCAGGACUCAGAUGAUGUCUAGUUCUAGUUUUAGUUUCAGUCCAGUUCUAAUGUACUAGGUUAAAAUAUCACAGAUCUCUCUCCCCGCCCCCAAGCAGCAGAAACAAUUUCUGUGUAUAGAUCAAUUCAUAUUUUAGAGAAAAUUAAUUUAGAAAUGAGUUGUUACAGACAAUAGGAUGAUGAUGUAUCAUAGAAGUUAUAUUUCCCCCAACUUUUAUAAACUCACUCUAUUCUUUGGUACAAAGCCCCGUCCUUAUCUAUUGUUUAAUCAAAUACAGUUUCAUUUAAUUAUCCCACAAGCUGGGUAGAGAACCCGAAAAAGGUAGGCUAGCAUUAUACACCUUUAAGGCAGGGAUGUUGGGUAUGUGUAUCUUACAGGGUGGAAGUAAGGCGGAUUGUCAGAGCUUGUCUCUUUCCCUUUCCAGUAAAUAGCUACAGCUUUGGCGAAGUUCAAUUCCAGACCUACAGACUCAUUGGACUUGCUGGUUACCUGAGCCGGGGAACCACGUCAGCGCCACAUCAUCUGGGGCUUUUUAUACUGAAAGGAAACAGGAAAGGGAGAGCGAACGAGCAAGCGAGUGAGAGGAGGGGGAAAAAAAGAAAUACCAGCCAGCCAAUCACAAGGAGAACCCAAGUGCACAAAGGAGCCGGAGCCGGGAGUGGAAGGGGGAGGGCGAAGAAAGCGGGGCGAGGAGAGAGGGAACCUUUAUCUAAGCCUCUCAAACUUUGGGCGCUGCCUUGGCAAACGGGCGACGGGGGCGAGGGGAGGCGGGCUGUGUGGGUGGCAGCUGGAGAGGGGCCGCUUGAGGGGGGACCACAAGCGUCCGGGGUGAGCUCCAGGGCUACCCCAGAGUUCAUUGAGGGAUUCACUGCCUCCCACUGCAGAUCCUCUGGGCUUGCGUGCGUGAAUGUUUGUGGUUGUGCACGCGUGAGGGAGUGUGUGUGUGUGUGUGUGUGUGUGUGUGUGUGUAUUUGGGCUGGUGCGCUGGGCUCCCGGCAGUCAAGCUCGCGCUCUCUUGGGGUCUGCCGCGGCAGCGGCGGCGGCGGCGGCGGCACGCUGGGGAAGAUGCUGCAGUCCCUGGCCGGCAGCUCUUGCGUGCGGCUGGUAGAGAGACACCGCUCCGCCUGGUGCUUCGCCUUCUUGGUGCUGGGCUACCUGCUCUACCUGGUGUUCGGCGCAGUGGUCUUCUCCUCCGUGGAGUUGCCCUACGAGGACCUGCUGCGCCAGGAGCUGCGCAAGCUGAAGCAGCGCUUCCUGGAGGAACACAAGUGUCUGUCGGAGCAGCAGCUGGAGCAGUUCCUGGUGCGGGUGCUGGAGGCCAGCAACUACGGCGUUUCGGUGCUCAGCAACGCCUCGGGAAAUUGGAAUUGGGACUUCACCUCCGCUCUCUUCUUCGCUAGCACCGUACUCUCCACCACAGGUUAUGGACACACGGUACCUUUAUCAGAUGGAGGUAAGGCCUUCUGCAUCAUCUAUUCGGUCAUUGGCAUUCCUUUCACCCUCCUGUUCCUGACAGCAGUGGUCCAGCGUAUCACCGUCCAUGUUACCCGGAGGCCUGUGCUUUAUUUCCACAUCCGUUGGGGAUUCUCUAAGCAGGUGGUUGCCAUAAUUCAUGCUGUCCUGCUUGGGUUUGUGACUGUAUCCUGCUUCUUCUUCAUCCCGGCAGCAGUGUUUUCCAUCUUGGAAGAUGAUUGGAACUUUUUGGAAUCCUUUUAUUUUUGCUUCAUUUCCUUGAGUACCAUUGGCCUGGGAGAUUAUGUUCCUGGAGAAGGCUAUAAUCAGAAAUUCAGGGAACUGUACAAGAUAGGCAUCACAUGUUACCUAUUAUUGGGCCUCAUUGCCAUGCUAGUAGUACUGGAAACCUUCUGUGAACUCCACGAGCUCAAAAAGUUUAGAAAAAUGUUCUAUGUGAAGAAGGAUAAGGACGAAGAUCAGGUCCACAUCAUGGAACAUGACCAGCUCUCCUUCUCUUCCAUCACAGAUCAAGCUGCAGGCCUGAAAGAAGAUCAGAAACAGAACGAGCCUUUUGUGACAGCUCAGGCAUCCACUUAUACUGAUGGCUCAGCAAACAAUUAAAAGUAGGGUCCCUUCCUCCCAUCAUCUUAGCACACUAAUGUUCCUACAAUCAGAAAUAGAAAAAAAGCCUUUGUUCAUUUUUAUGGAAAUGUAAAAGCCAAGAUGAUGAUGCCAUUUAAGCAGAUAUCCAUUAUUCCAGGUAUUAAAAACAAACAAAAAAACAAGCUUGGGUUCAGUUGGAAAAUGUAGUAUCUGAGGAGAGGGAAUCUCCACCAGUAAUAUGUUUUGUGACAAAUAAGACUGGGCUUUAUAUAUAGAUGAAAAAAGUCCAAAACAAUGACACUGUGGAGAGGUUGAUAAUACUUAUCAAGAAACAGGUUUUGUACUUUUAAUUGAGAAAUUUUGGGUUUGUCUUUGAAUCAUUUAGCAGCUGCAUAGCAAAACUUUAUAUUUAAGAGAGAGCUUGGAUUGCUAAUGUGUUUUAUAAUUACAUUCCCGUGUACUGUUUGCAUGAGCCCAUUCAAAGUGAUUAUUUUUGUAGAACCUAAGUUAAGACCUACUAUUUAUAAUGAAUGUUUAACUAAAACAUGUGUACAUAGAAAGUAUAAAUAUGUUUAUAUCCUGUGUAUAUAUAAGUAUAUAUGUGUGUGUAUAUAUGGUAGGUCCCUAAAUUCAGUGAACUUCCUACACCUGAAUUGUAGAUAGAUUUUGACUUCUUCCUUUAUAUAAGAAAUAACUCAGAAUUGCUACAUUUGAUAAGUGAAUGAAAUUGAAUUAUGUUUAGGACUGACUACGGAGAGUAUUGAGCUGCAAGAAAUAAUUUUGUCUUGCAGUAGUAUUUUGUGAAAUGUCUGAAUCAUUUGUAAAAGUUUCUUUAUUUGUGACCAAGGAAUGAAGGGUGUCAUUUGUUACAAAAGUUGAUUGCUAAAGAUAGUUUUGUAAGGUUUUUUGUGAUUUGUAAUCAUUUAAUUUUUUAAAAGCACAGAACUUUCAACCAAAAAAAUAUAAAACAAAGGUUUGGUUAAACUAAUUCAGUUAAUUGUCUAAAAUUCAUAAGAUAGAAAAAAACAGAAGUGUAUGGCCGGUGGCUACGCUUAGUAUCUUUUAUGUCAGGGAAAACUUUAACAGAAUCUCUAUGGGCUCUCUUCACUCCUGUGUAGAAACUAUAAAAUUAGCAAAUGAUGCCCUAAGAGGAAAAAUAUAAAAAUUUCAAGUAGGAAAAAUAAACAGUAUCAUGUGUGCUAACUAAUGCUCAGUGACAGGGUAAGCAAUUCUUAUCUUUUUUGUAUGUUAUGCCAUUUAGGGAUGCUGAAAUUAGAAUGGUUGUGGACUUGACUGUUAGAAAAAAAAGAGCACUUUUAGGUGACUCAUUUCAAGCCAAUUUGUUACAAUUUGGCCUCUUUAUGAAAGGGCUAACCUAUAUUUAAAACACACAUAAUAUAUACACACACAUAAUUACAUUAUGUGCCACAACAAGCUAACCCAUUUCUCAUUUGAUUGAUCACUUUCAAGACAGUCUCUGAAAAUGGGGUCUUCUAGUUCCCAUUGUACUUUUAUUUUAUAGAAAAUCAAAGUUUUUAUCAAAUAGAAAUAGAAUCCAUUCCAAGGUGUUCUGUUGAGUCUGUGAUAGAAUUCCAGUGGCCAAUUUCUAUCCUGGUGAAAUAGUUUCAUCAGCAGAAUUUUUUGUUCAAGGCUUAAAUCCAAAGACUUUUGUCAGAUCUCCUUGAAACUGAAUCCCAUUACCCCACAGACUUAUUAUAUUUCUUGGUGUUCCAUUACAUAUUCACCUUGCCGUUGUAGAGGAGAAACGACCCCAUGCAAGGGGAAAUUAUUGGCUUAGUGACAAAUUGAGAGAGUAGAGAAACAUAUUUUGGAUAUAAAAGGGAUGAAAUAGUUGACAAUCCAUCGUUGAUUGGCACAAAAUGAAGGCUAGUGCUGAUGAAGAAUAUAAAUCAAAGUAAUGAUAAGUGACACUUGGGUGGUGUGCUGACAUUUUAUUAGAUGUAGCAAAUGGCUUUUGUUAGCCACAGCUGUCUGGCUUUAGUGAGAGAAAGGAGUUUAUAAAUAUGAUGAAAGAGGAGGAGGAGUAGAAGGAGGAGAAGAGCUUGCAAAGGUUACUAUGUAUCAGAAUGGCAUUAAUAGAGUACUUCAUGUUCCAUAUAUUCUUGACACAUUAUUAAUUCUUUCAAAAUUAUGGUGUAAUUUCUUUACAUGUAUGGGAAGUGAGGGGAAAAGGAAGAAAGUUAUUACUUUUUUCAAAUGGGAAUUUAAGGGAAGAGUUUUUUCUGCAAUCAUUCACUGCAUCAGGCAUCAAUAGCAUUCUUAUUGCCUUUAUAUAAGUGGUGGAAUGAGGUGGGAUGUUGGAAAAAUGUAGCCAGGAAUGGAACUGGGUGAUAGGCUUUGAUGGGGUCCUGAGGGAUGAAACCUUGGAACUGUUCCUACUUUCUGACAUUUGAUGCCCUCUUAUAAGGGAAACAAAAGUAAAAAAAAUGUUUCAUAGUCUGUGGGGUAGUAUAGAUUCUGAAGAAGGGCAUUCUAGAUAGUGUGCUCAGGACAAAAGAUGGCUGUUUUGUUACAAGAUGUUUUUGAAUUGGGGCAUUUCUACUAAAACAGAAUAUCAGAGAUUGCUGUCCUUAGGAAAAGAAAGGAGAACUAUGAAAAAAAAUUGGUUUGGGAAGUUGACUAGUAUGGUAUAACUAAUGUCCUCUGCUGAGGAGAAAGGACAAAGUCUUAUGGGAAGUAUUCUGGGAAUGAAAGAAAAUGUCCUUUUGAAUGUAGAUCUGAAGAGUUCUGAAUAAGAGGUUGUCCUAGAAUGUUUUAAGGCAAAUUCUCUGAGGAGAGGGUAGUCAGAAGAAGGAUCAAGUAGUUGUCUUGAGGGUAAUAUGACUCAGUGGAAGGUUAUAUUCUUUAUUAUAAAAUAGACAUGGUCAUCUUUCCACAUGCCACCCUCAUGUGCCUUUAUGAAAAUGAAUAAAAUCACACCACAUAUAUUAUGGACCUUCAGAUCCUGAGGUGAAGGGAAAACCAGCAAAUGUAAAUUUCCAAUUUUUUUUUACCCCCUUUGGUCAUCCAGAUCACCCAAAACACUUAUAUAAAUAGGAAUUAACAUUAAAGAGCCAGCAGUAGUUCACUGUUUAUAAUUCAGAAUUCUGUGAACAUUAUUUCCUGCUUGUGUGGUAUGUUCAUUUGGUGUUGUGAUCCACUCUUUUCUGUAGAGCAUCCAGGCUAAGAAAAUAUUUGGUCAAUGUUGAUGUCAACUUUAGAUAAAAAAAGUGAAAUAAUCAUUUUGCACGUCACAUCAGGAACUGUUUCUGUUCAACCUAUCAUCCCUCUGUGAAUUUAGUUUAAAAAAAUUUUUUUGAUUACAUUUUAAAAACUGAGAUAAUAAAAGCAUUGCCAUUGACCUUA
Antechinus flavipes (yellow-footed antechinus) is the source of this 5606-nucleotide messenger RNA. RefSeq names its product potassium two pore domain channel subfamily K member 1 (gene KCNK1). Gene Ontology annotation, molecular function: potassium ion leak channel activity. The record is from RefSeq and is a predicted model, not a curated record. The transcript is spliced from 3 exons. Bases 1248 to 2258 code for a protein of 336 amino acids. Gene Ontology annotation, cellular component: membrane. NCBI's taxonomy places the organism in Eukaryota, Metazoa, Chordata, Mammalia, Dasyuromorphia, Dasyuridae. Gene Ontology annotation, biological process: potassium ion transmembrane transport; stabilization of membrane potential.